Scleropages formosus (Asian bonytongue) is the source of this 3676-nucleotide messenger RNA. RefSeq names its product hematopoietic progenitor cell antigen CD34-like. Gene Ontology annotation, biological process: cell adhesion. NCBI's taxonomy places the organism in Eukaryota, Metazoa, Chordata, Actinopteri, Osteoglossiformes, Osteoglossidae. Gene Ontology annotation, cellular component: membrane. The record is from RefSeq and is a predicted model, not a curated record. The transcript has 8 exons. Bases 128 to 1276 code for a protein of 382 amino acids.
AGCAGCUUUAUCCCACCAGUGUUACUCACAGCUAGAGGAAACCCUCACUCUCCCAAGACACCCACAUACACACGUUCACUCACACGCUCUCUCACAUACUCACACCAGCUCUGCGUACAGAGGAGGCAUGGCUGCGUCUGCUGGGACAGCAAAUGGACCCUGGAGAAGGAUUGCUUUGGUGCUGGUGGCCUACUCUCUGCUGCUGAAUGAUGGUGCAGUCUGCCAAGACACCACAACCAGCAUACCGAUCUCUGAAAGUUCAGCAACCGAUCCCGCAACACAUAAUGGUGUAAUUCCAUCUACGGCGGAAUCAGGCAGUAUCAUCAGCGCUGCUACUGCAGCAGCAAAUGACAUUUUAGGGGACAGUCAAGGCACUGCAGAUAGCCAGAGUACAGCUGCUGAUUCAGCUGGCACUAUCCCGUCCGUUACUACCACCUCCGAUGAAAGUAACAUGAUCACAACUGGCAAGAGCUCAGCAAACAGCGAGACACAAGCCGCCAAGACCACCAUCUCCUCAGCAGGCCAAAUGAGCCUGACCACAGCAAUGCUGACCGGUGUCUCAAAAAGUGACAUUGCAAGCGCGACCCCUUCCAGUUUCGACGUGACAGUGCUUGCCAAGGAGGGCGGAGACACAGAGAUCAUGGUAGAGAGUGAACCUCAGGAAAACAUCCGCUGUGUGGAAUCAGUCAAAGACGAGGAUGCAGUGCACGUGUGGCUGCAGGAAUCAUCCAGCUGUGAGAACACCAAGGAGAAGUUACAAGAAGUUGUAGGAAUGCUGUGUGGAAAUGACUGCAAACUUGAGCUCUUCCAAGCUGAUAGUUCCGACAAACUCAUUGUUAGAGGCGAAAAUGUUUUAGCUGCCCCAAACACCAUGGCUGAAAUGUUUAAAAAUGAGGAGAUUAAAAAUAAGCUGGGUGUGUUGGAUGCACAGGUCUCCUGGGGCAAGCGCCCACCCACUGUCCUGGUGUCCCUAUUGCUGGCUGGGUUGUUCCUGUUGGUCGCACUCCUGGGGGGCUACUGUUUCAAGAUGCACCGGGCCCACAGCUCUAAGGGCAUGAGGCUGGCAGAGGAGUCCUACCAUGGAGAUGAGGAGAACCAAGCCAACACCUUGGUUUCUGUGGCACCCCUCAGCCAGCCUGAGCCUCAGGAGAAGCCCAAUAUCAAUGGAGAGUCCCCCGAUAGUGGCAAGACUCAGCCACCAGCUGCAGGAACUGGGAGUGCUACAACCAAUGGCCACUCUGCCACCAAGACUCCUGUGGCUGAUACAGAACUUUGAGCCUGACAUCUUCUUCACUGACCCUGACACAAUGGAACAGGAAGCACCACGCCCCCUCCACACUUCAUCGCUGAUGACAUAACUGACCCUGCCACUACAUUUCUUGCCCAAAUCCUGCACCUCAAGACCCUUACAUCCAAAGGUUUUCUCUGUGGGACACUUUAUGAGGAGAGCCAGAGAGCAAUCUCAAAAUGAUGUCUAUGAAAAUGACAGUAGCAACAAUGUCAAAGCUGAUGAUGAUGAAGAUGAUGAUGGUAUUUAAUGUGAAGAAACCCCUCUGCAUCACACCCUUUCAAAGGAUGACGGGCUUGGAAGCACUGGAGCCGGCUGGAGGGCUGCAGCGUAACUCAUGCACAGCAGCUGGAAUUGAGCUAAUUUCAGUAAUAUGACCCCAGCACUCGACGAGAGGACCUGAUCUUUUCACUGUGUUUUCUACUAAAUUACUAAAAAUGUUUCAUUCUCAUGCUUGGUCAAGAGACAACAGAAUUGCAACCCUCUUGACUACCUAGUAAUUACAUGUGUUGCACGCUGUCAGGAAGUGGUCAGUGGACAGAUUUCUUGGUGACAAAUCAAAGGAUCUCCUUCUCUGCAUGUCAGAACAAAUUAACAAAUUAAUUUUUGGAAUUUCUUUUUUACGAUUGAAGUUGUAAAAAUCAGACAACGUAGUGACCAGGGGAGACAACCUUGAAGAGUAGAGGCCGGGUUGGCAAAACCUGAUUGAUAUCUUGGUGGUGCUUAAUCAGUGUUGCCAGAAAACCUGGAAAAGGUGAACAAGGAAUACAUAUCCCCUUCAUUACAGCAAGAUCAGUCAACAUGCCAUCAUGGAGAGCCGCAUCUCCCAUGCAGCAGGGUGGGUUAUCCACCAUUGCUUAGCUGCAGUGCCAUUGUCAAUAUCUGAAAUUUCACACGACUGGCUUGUAAGUCCUAUACCCUAUCUGCUGGAGUUAAAGCUUCUCUCCAUGAGGCAUCAAGCCAUUUCUGUCAGUAUUACAUUCUUGUCUACUAUCUUAUGUAAUGUCAUAGUCUACUCCACUAUUUUAUUGAUAAUUGUCUUAAUUAUGUAACUUUUAGUUUGACUUUUUGGGGAUUGACUUUAACUACUGUAAAAAUAUCUGUGAGAUAAGUUGAGUAAACUAGCCACAAAGAGAGAUCAUGAAAGAGGAAUGGGUCAUCUCUGUGUGAGCGUGCUCAGUGACAGGUUUUUCUCUGCUUUUGAUGUUCUAAUGCCGAGCGCAAACUUUCAUCACAAAUUUCGAAACCGGUACUCCAUUCUUAGGUCCUAGUUUUCAGAGUCCCAUCUGCCUGUUGUUCUUGACUCAUUCUGCCUUGAUGCCCACAUCAAACAAACAUCUUGCAUCCUCCUUUUCCCACCAGCUGCGGAAAAGUGUCUGACAGCAGCUCAACAGUAUCACCAGCCAUCCUCCCAGAUACCUAUGGAAGCUCUUCUUGCCCCUCAGGCUUAAGAGAGUGGUUGAGACUUACAAACCCACCCAUGCAAAUGGACUUCAGAGGUAACAGCGGCAAAAAAUAUCUUUUCGACAAUCUUUUUCAAAGGAAAAAAUAUUUCAAAUAGAUUUUCAUUGGAAAGUGCUAUUUUUGAAGAUGAAAACAAUUACCGUGCUAUAAUAUUAGCUGCACAUUGAUGAAAAUCCCUUUGAAAUAAACAUUCUCAGGUUCUAAGAAGCCAUUCCAUUUAUGUGGAUGCUAGUUUUUGAGCAUUUUCUUUUGUUUUUUCUCUUGUCAGCAGAUUUCUUUGGCUUAGUUUAAUGAGUUCAUUUACACAGAUGUGUUGCUAUCCCUUUCUGUACAUUUUCAUUUGGUCUGUCUAUUAUUAGUAAAUUGCUAGAUGCACUGUUUGAUAUCCAAUGAAUUCUUUAGACGUGUUGUUUUCAUUAUGUACAAUCUAAAAAGUAACACUUGAGGAUUUCAAAAGCAAACUAUAAAUAUCACAUCAAGGUAACUUUUGAAUAAUAAUUUAAGGGCAUGUGUCCACAGUCACAUGGCCUUAAAUUAUUAUUAAAUUAUUAAAUUAUUAAAGAACCAAACAACUCUUUUGGGAUACGCUAAUAAACCAAAGUCGUGACUUUGUGAAUUCAGUUGGUCACAUAACCUGACAAGCUAAUUUUACAAACAUUUAAUUAAAAAGGGCUUUAUUUUUCAUUUUCUUUUUUCAUUUUUUACAUUUCAGGACCAACUUUUCAUUUUAAUAGCAGCCAUUUAAACUGUUAGACUUCUCUUUAUUUGUGUUCUGGAUAGUAUUGAAUGCUGAAAAAUAGAUACUUUUUUAAAGAACAAAGGCAUUGUUUCAUGAAACUUUGUAUGUGUAAAUAAAAUCGCCACGUCCCGGUGUAGUGCUUCAGGUCUGUAUGCCACAUACAGUAAAGUAUGAUUAUGAGUGAA